Messenger RNA from Camponotus floridanus (Florida carpenter ant), 1623 nucleotides. RefSeq names its product xyloside xylosyltransferase 1 (gene Xxylt). Gene Ontology annotation, molecular function: UDP-xylosyltransferase activity. Bases 343 to 1458 code for a protein of 371 amino acids. NCBI's taxonomy places the organism in Eukaryota, Metazoa, Arthropoda, Insecta, Hymenoptera, Formicidae. The transcript has 4 exons. The record is from RefSeq and is a predicted model, not a curated record.
UCUGGAGCCAUGGCUGCUGAUGCUCACUCUCAGAUCUCUCUCUGUGUUGUUAUAAACGAGAAUUGUAUUAAAAAUUUUUAUUUUGACUGCUCUACAAUUAAAUUGAUCGGAAUUUAAUUGAAGUAGCUCUUGAUUAAUAAUUAGGAUUCAUAUUGUAUAAUAAAAGUGCUUUUAUUCAAUAUUCUACGUGCGUUAAAAAUAUCAAUCUCAAGGUAAGAGAAUAAUGAUAUUCAACAAGUGCAAUAUUCGAUGGGCAGCUCAAAACAGAUGAUCUAUAGAGAAAUAACGCGGUAACAAAAAAUCGACCGCUAAUCAUGUUCACGUUGAGAAAAUAAGGGAUAAAUGCCCUUUUUACGAAAGUUUCUAUUAAGGCUGACGAUUCUUGCAUUGUUUCUGGUAGCCCUCUACUGCUAUCAGACAUCUAAUGGUGGGCACUGGAUUGUGCCUAAUCUACGAAUGCGAAAUGCAAGCCUGGCGAAUCAUACAACCACCUUAAAGGUGACAAAUUAUUCCAUCGAGACUGCUCAAGACAAUUAUUUAUCUUCGACAACAAAUGCUCUGCCACACAAUUGGACAGACUAUUACAAUAUUUGGUGUAUCUUCACCAAAGUUGCUUCAAACUCGCCCAUGAGACGCAAGUUCCAGAUAUUUGUAGAUUCUUUGCUCAGAUUCACCUCUGUAAACAUUGCCUUCCAUGUUAUAAGUGAUGAUGAGAGUCAAAAUAUAGCACAAAUUGUUAUUGGAGAUGUUAUGGUUAAUACUGGAAAGUUUAUGAGGGUGUUUUAUUAUGAUGUACAUAAACUGGCCACACAAUUAGAGGAUAUUGUAUCAGUUAUGUCCCCACAUUUUAGUAGUAAACCAGGAACGUAUUAUUCUGAUGCAUUGUUCUUUCUCUCGCUGGGCAUGCACAAGAUUGCACCGAGUCACCAGAAACUUGCCGCGAUGUUCGAUGCGGAUACAAAAUUUCGCAGAGACGUAAAGGAUUUAUUUGAAGAGUUUAAUAAUUUUGGGAAGGAGGCUUUGUUCGGCUUGGCUCCAGAGUUGACCCCCGUUUACCGACAUGUUUUGUACUUAUAUCGUACUAAACAUCCAACAACAAUGUUUGGCGAACCUCGGCACAAGGGCGGAUAUCCUGGCUACAAUAGUGGGAUGGUGCUUUUUAAUUUAGAAAGAUUACGAAAGUCUCUCGAAUACAAUGAAAUUCUUACUAAGAAUAGUGUGGAUAUAAUGACAGAGAAAUAUCACUUCAAGGGUCAUUUAGGCGAUCAAGAUUUUUACACACUUCUAGGCAUGGAAAGACCAGAACUUAUCCACACAGUUGAUUGCGGUUGGAAUAGGCAACUUUGUACCUGGUGGCGUAAUCGUGGUUAUGCGGAUAUAUUUGCCAACUACUCAGAAUGCCACUCAGAGAUCAAACUGUGGCAUGGGAAUUGCAAUACUCCUAUACCUGAUGAUUAAUGAUUUAUAAUUUUUAUCGAAAUUUCACAUGUACGCAUGUGUGUAUAUAGUAAAUAUUAAAUAUAAAAAAUGCUUCCAAUUUGUAAUUUUAAGAACAAUGGUAUUAAAGUAUGAACAAAAUGAUACACAAACUAAGAAUGUUAAAGAGAAUUAUAAGUAAAAUUA